AUGCCUGUAAAAGAAAUAUCUGAAGGCACAUUAAAACGAGAAUUGACUAAUGCUGGUGAAAAAUUAGUAUUGGUCGACUUUUUUGCUACGUGGUGUGGACCAUGUAAAAUGAUAGCACCGGCCAUCGACAACUUAAGUACACAACAUCCACAUAGCGUAUUUCUCAAAGUGGACGUUGAUAAAUGUCAAACCGAAGCUCAAGAGAAUAACAUAACAGCAAUGCCAACAUUCGUCUUUUAUAGAUCUGGCAAAGAACUUGAACGCAUUCGUGGUGCCGAUGCUAAAAGUAUUGAAGCAUUUCUACAAAAACAUGGACAAGCUCAAGCAUUUGGUGGACAGGGAUACUCAAUGGUUGGUGCAUCAUCCUCUGCAACUACUGCAACUUCAACAACAGAACAGGCGGGAGAUAAAACACGAAUUGAAAAAUUAGCCACAGAAAAAUUUUCAAAAUUAAACGAUGGAGAAACAACGACUACACUUCGUUUAAGAUUACCUGAUAUCUCCGCACCCAUUCAAAUUAAAAUCGGUGUUCAACGCACACUUAAUGAUGUGAGACAAUUUUUAUCAACAGUAUUGAAACGUAAUUUUGAAUUUAUUGAACCACCAGCAACAAAAAUAAAAGUGGAAGAUGAAAUAAAAACGUUAAUCGAGUUAAAAUUAACAAAUGCCAUGGUUGUUGUUAGAAAUAUUUGA
This is a messenger RNA of Didymodactylos carnosus, 693 nucleotides long. NCBI's taxonomy places the organism in Eukaryota, Metazoa, Rotifera, Eurotatoria, Philodinida, Philodinidae. The record is from the annotation of a GenBank genome assembly.